Messenger RNA from Anopheles coustani, 5344 nucleotides. RefSeq lists its product as uncharacterized. Gene Ontology annotation, biological process: regulation of autophagosome maturation; activation of GTPase activity. Gene Ontology annotation, cellular component: autophagosome. NCBI's taxonomy places the organism in Eukaryota, Metazoa, Arthropoda, Insecta, Diptera, Culicidae. The transcript has 3 exons. The record is from RefSeq and is a predicted model, not a curated record. The coding region runs from base 611 to 5068 and encodes 1485 amino acids. Gene Ontology annotation, molecular function: GTPase activator activity.
AGAAUCUUUCGACAUCAGCAGGCUCAACAAUCGGGACAUAUGGCCUAUAGUUUCCGAACUCAGUUUUAAAUGUGAUUCAGUGCAAUGGAAAUGUUAAGUGAAAACCCCACGAAAGCAUUGGCGCAACCAAACCUUUGUCUCUCAGUAUAGAAGAAAAAGAAGAAACAGUUUAGGACGACGACCGAAGGAAUCAUCAAUGCCAGUCGUCGUCGGGCUUCUCCAUCUGUGCUGGUUGUUUUCUCAAGAAAGGUGGGCGGUAUUGCAGAAUCCCACCUACGUUUGAAGGCUAUGGAGAAGCAUAUUGUCUUGCUAUGUAUCCUAGGCUUCUCGGCGGAUCCUUUUAUUUGCAUCGUGCGAUAAAAUGUAAACUGUGUUUCCAUCAGUGUGCUCCCAUGCUUUAGUCUGGUAGCAGCACACAUGAUUCAGACACCUUCAAUGAAGUGAAGAUAUGCCGUUAAUUCAAUGUGAAUUUCUUGCCUGAUCGAGGUAGAAGUAUCACACGUGUAAAUGCCUUGUGUGACCCCGAGGAAGUUCGUUUCUAAUCAAAGUGAAAUAGCGACCCGUCAUCUGUUCGUGCUUCACACUAUUGGCCUUGUCGACAAGCUCGAUCAUGUCCGGAAUGUACGGUCACAAUCGCGAGGCAGUUCGCGUGAAAGUGAAGAAAUGUGAGAAAAAUAUUCCAUCAGAAACGAGAAAAUUCAGCGUGGAUCCGCAGAUUACCAACCUCGAGGUGUUGUACUCACUGCUCGCCAAAGCAUUUGAUUUAAAAACGGACUUUGGCAUCAGCUACAAGGUGAUCGAAGCGAACGGUCAGGAGAGCUACCUCGUCGUGCUUUCCGAUUGGGACUUGGAAGCUGCCUUCCUGCGGGCCCAUAAUCAAUCAAUUGCCAGCAAAUGUGAACCGUGUUUAAAUCUGCGCGUCGACAUCAAACCAUUCUCCGAGACGUCGGAUUGGGAUGGAACGGGCGCAGCUACGAACACCAUUCCCCGCGAACUGGUGUCGCUGCAGCAGUCGAUCGGGGCCGGACAAAAGUAUGUGCAAAACAAACUGCCCGGUUUGAUUAUGAAUCAGAUGGAGAAAACAUUCUCCAUGGUUCAGCGAGCCUUCAAUCUAGUCGAGGAUCCACUGCUGACACAACCGAUUCGACCACCGUUGGCAGAUGCUGAAUUUCGAAAGCUACAAGAUUCGGUUGGUCAGAUAGUGGCACCGGAGCAGUUGCGCAAGGUGAUCUAUCUCGGUGGAAUAGAUCCCAGUUUAAGGCGUGUCGUGUGGAAGCACAUACUCAACGUCUAUCCGGACGGGAUGACCGGCAGGGAGAGAAUGGAGUACAUGAAAAGGAAAUCAGCGGAGUAUUAUCGAUUGCGUGAUGUAUGGCGCAGUACGAUGCAGCGAGGAAAUAUCGUGGGAGAACUAGCGUACGUAACCAGCAUGGUGCGCAAGGACGUGUUGCGCACGGAUAGGCUACAUCCCUUUUACGCCGGUAGUGAUGACAACCAGAAUAUCGCCGCCCUCUUCAAUGUACUUACUACGUACGCGCUAAAUCAUCCUGCUGUCAGCUACUGCCAGGGAAUGUCGGACAUCGCUUCGCCGCUGCUGGUCACGAUGGGUGAUGAAGCGCAAGCGUAUAUCUGUUUCUGCGCCGUAAUGGAACGGCUUAGUUGCAACUUUAUGCUGGACGGAAUCGCCAUGACGUUAAAAUUUUCUCACCUAUCCGAGGCGCUGCAGUACUACGAUCCGGACUUUUUCGCCUAUCUCAAACACCAUCAGGCGGACGAUCUGUUAUUCUGCUACCGUUGGCUGCUGCUGGAGAUGAAGCGUGAGUUUGCCUUCGAUGACGCGCUGCGAAUGCUGGAAGUGCUUUGGAGCUCAUUGCCUCCCAUGGCGCCAAAGGGAGAGCUAGCAUUGUACGAGAAAGAAUAUGAACCGCCGCCAUCGGAUGACAAUACCCAUCCACCACCGAGCCAGAGCCCAUCUGUAAUGCUCCGCACACCGCGUGAAAAUCCGUACACGAAAGUGUGUGCCCUUCGCCGUCAAAGCUCCGCCCUAUCGUUGAGCUCGUCGUGCUGCACCUCGACGAAUCCCCAAAGCUCGAGUCGCUAUGGAAGCGGACCCGGUGUCGGACUCGGUGGACGCUUGGACGCAACGAGACGCCUAAAUCUCAGUCUGGACGAAAACAUUACGAGGGAAAACGUGUACUCCAACCGAGUUGGGCACGUGCAAAAGGUACACCAAAGUUUGGACGAGGCAAAGAUUGCGUUAGUAAAGCAGCGGAAAAUCGUACGCAGUGUUGGAGACGACGAAGACAUACAGGAGGUAGAGCUCGUUCAGCAGCAGCAACCGCGAGAGGAAGAAGACAAUGCGACGGACAUAGAGGAUAGUGUAUUUCAUUCGCCACAGCACCAAACGAACCGAAAAGCACCGUACCCGAGCAGUAGUAAUCCCUUUUUUGGCGAUUCUCUUGAAAGUAUUUGUCCGCCAGAACCAGAAGAGGAGCUGGGGCGAGCACCGGAGUCACCGCUCGACUUCAGGCCAGAGUCGACAGAAGCUGAACCCACGAACAGCAGUAGUGCGGCCAGUAGUGUACGCAAUUCACCCGUGAUUGGGCGCAGUCGGAGCCUGUUCUCCACGUCGGCUGCCACAGGAAAACUGAUCGCGCGGCAGUUGAGCAAUCAAAAGAAACAUUUCACUGGUGGCGGUAGUGGUGGUGGAUCAUCGUCGAGUGGUGCAGGAAAUGGGUCCGGAAUAGGACAUUUUCACGAUCUCAAAGAGAAAAUUGCCGCCAGUCGAAAGGGGAUAUUUGGCUCACAAGAUAAGACCUCGGGACCAUCCACCGACGAGCGAGGAACGGUUCUAUUGUCCGAAUCGCACGGCGACAGGGUGAAGCCGAAGUUGGUGAAAAACUUUAACGAGUUCCUAAACUUUGCGGCCAUAAACAAGAGCCGCAUCAGUGAUCGGUUGGCAACGAAAAAGUUGCUCGCAAAUUCAUCCACCACCAACGUGACAAACGCCAGUAAGGGCACCAUAAAUAACAGUGGAUCGAUUGAGUCGACUACCAGCAGCUAUACGACGACCGGUGGAGGAGGCAUGGGAGGUGGAGCAUCAAGGGAUGAUUCGACGGAAACGAUUGAAUACAACGAACUGAAACCGAAGCCUGUGAUCAAGCUGACCAAAUCAUCGUUCGAUGAUUCCGAUUCGUCGGCCACAAGCGUUGGCGUGGUGCUGGAUUCGAUGGCUACCACGGCGGCGCUUUCACGAUCGAGUGAUAAUAGUAGCUUCAUCGUGGAUGAUAGUUCUGCCUCCGGCUCCCCGAUACACGUGCGCAAGGGGGAAGAAAAGGACACGACGAUGAAGGUUACAUCACCACCAGUGGAGCCCAAUGAAGAAGGCUUAUCGUCCCAACGCCCGGAGGAAUUGUUUAUGGGAGGUUCUUACGCUGCGACGGGGGCCGCCGCGGAUGGUAGUAGUCCCGACGACUCGCAGGAAUACUUUCCCAUGACCACAUCAAUGACAAGGGAGCUACGGUUAGAGCUGGAAAACCUUGAUCGGCAUGUUUUCGGUAAUGAUUUCCACAGCAAGCAACAGCGGGUUUUCACACUCAGCAGUUGUGUCGACAUGGAAACGCCUCCCGAAAGUGGUGACUCCCUCGAGCGCGCCGUCGGUAUCCAGGGGGUUUCUCCUUCCACUAUCACCACCGUGGUGGAGAUCGACCAAGACACAACGACAACCGUCACGUCGAUUGCGUACAGCAAGUUGGACAAUAAUGGAAGCCUACCGCGAUCAUUCGAUACCACGAUGGAGAUACAAUCGAUCGAUGAAAUCUGUGAUCGUUCCGACGAUCAUCGUCCGGAGCAAGUGGAAGAAGAAGGGUUGGCUGCGGCGGCGGUAGUUGUACGGUAUCGAGAGAAACCGGGCCGUCGCCGGCAAGGCACCGGUGGUUGUCCCAGUAGCAUCAUCAGCGACAACCGUGACAGUAAACGCAUCAGCACGUCGAGCGCCAACGUCACGAGCAGCGACGUGUUCGUUUGGGAAAAUCCGCUCCACCAGGAGUGUGUGGACGACAACGCUAUAAGCCCGGUAUCCGGCGGGAUGGUGACCGGGGAGGUGACUCAGAUUCACCAGCGUACGGCCACAACACCCGACGAGCAUCCGGAGCUGGAGUACGAUGGGGAAAUUAUCGAAGAGACAACAUUGGGCAAGAAGUCUGUCACCCCAAUACGGUUGGUGCGACGCAACGGGGAUCGUUCGGUGCCGUGUUCGGCGCGCAAUUCUAUGAUACUUCCGGACUCAUCAGACUCCUCGUGUGACUCACCGCUGGCACGUUCACCCGCAGCCGUGAAGUUUAAAUUUCAUCCCAAUAAUCCCUUUUUUGAUGCGGAAUCAAGUGCGAUCGACAAUCGCCCCGUCGGAGUGUGCUCAUUACCCCGUGCCGGUGUUACAGAUGGUGAAGAACUCGUUGCUGGCGGAGCACUAGAGGAAGCUACCGAAGCUUCGGCAAUCAUCAUGGGUGUUUCCGCCAACGAUACCCUGCUCAAUAAAACCUUCGAAGAAAAACCAUCCCCAUCAGCAUCGUCGGUCGAACCGAAUCCACUUGACGUAGGUGGUGCAGGUGCCUCCAGUAUCGUCACUAUCGCCAGCACUAUGAAAAUCGCCGGAGCCCUUCCACCGCCACAAGAAUUCGGCGGAGGCAACCCAUUCCUGAUGUUCCUCUGCCUGACGAUACUGCUGCAGCACCGAGACUACAUCAUGAAGACGGGUAUGGACUACAACGAGAUGGCUAUGCACUUCGACAAGAUGGUCCGCAAGCACAACGUAACCCGCGUGCUAAACCAGGCACGUCAAAUGUACGCUGAAUACCGCAGGCUCUACCAGCAGCAACUUUCUCAAGCGGGAACGGUGAGUAGAGCGUCGAUGCCGGGUUCGGUUUCGAUGAUGGCCAGCAGUUUCCAUGGCACACAAAGUAUCGGACUCGGUGGCGGUAACAUGGACAGCUUACUAAGGAAAGCUUCGGCACCGGAAGUGAGCUCGGCGCGAAGAAAUACCGGAGGCGAUUUGACACUGGUGACGUAGUAUGGUUUAAGUUGACUGAAACAAAACUUUACCGCGAAGAUCAAUGCGGUGUAAUGUGUUCCUUUUUUGUCAGGAUUUUUACUUUGCUUUUGUUAAAUUGUAAUUAUCACACAUCCCACUAAAUAUUUAAGUUGAAGGGAGUGAGGUAAAGUUAAGCAAAAUAGCUGUUGACUAGUGUCAACAUUUUCUUCUCAAUCCAUGUAGAAUGCAAUUUAAAUCGUGAUAUUUUUUAUUAGAUACACACGCAACGAUGUGGUUCAACGGUGUUGGUUUUAU